Molecule: messenger RNA, 929 nt
Organism: Etheostoma spectabile (orangethroat darter)
Lineage: Eukaryota; Metazoa; Chordata; Actinopteri; Perciformes; Percidae
Gene: eef1e1
Product: eukaryotic translation elongation factor 1 epsilon 1
Exons: 5
Coding region: 66-929 (287 amino acids)
Biological process (GO): positive regulation of DNA damage response, signal transduction by p53 class mediator
Cellular component (GO): aminoacyl-tRNA synthetase multienzyme complex; nucleus; cytoplasm
Source: RefSeq, a predicted model, not a curated record
AAGUCUUUUACCCAAUCAGGUCAAACGCACACUGCUCUGCUCCUCUGACGGUCAGAAUCAGAAACAUGGCGUUACGGGAGCUAUCAUCGCUGGAGAAAUACUUAGGAUUGAAAAAGCCGAACAAGUACAGUACACAGGGGGAUAAAAAGAUACCUGUGCUACAGAAUAAUAAUGGUCCUCCACUGGUAGGGCUGGUGACUAUCGCCUGUCACCUGGCGAAAGAGGCCAAGCGCCCAAACCUGUUGGGAGACUGUGCAGAGAGCAGGGCGGUGGUGCAGCAGUGGCUGGAGUACAGAGUCACCAAGCUGGACGGAUGCUCAAAGGAAGACACCAAGACCAUCCUGAAGGACCUCAACCUCUACCUGCAGGACAAGGUCUACAUGGCUGGCAACCAGUUCACCUUAGCUGACGCUUUCAUGUACUAUGGAAUCCAUCCUCUCAUAGUGGACUUGGCCAUCCAGGACAAGGAGCAGUAUGUGAAUGUGACGCGAUGGUUCGACCACAUUCAGCACUACCCCGGCAUCCGACACCACCUCCCUCCCGUAGUUGUGCCCAGGAACAGAAGAGAUUACAUCCGCUCUCUGUCCCACUUCCUCACCACCAGUCGUGUGGGCAGCAGUGAGCAGUUGAGCGUCAGCCCCGGAGUCAGAGAUCAGAGUGAGGCUCCAAUCAGUCCCACUACCACCACUGUUGAUGCUGCAGGCCAGAGAGAGGGCAGCGGGCUCACCAGCUGCCACACAGAGCCAGCCAGCCAAGGCCAGAACUCCAGACCCCUGGGCGACAGUCAGCCACUGUGUGUCAUUUCAACCCUCGCUCUCCCACGGGGCUACUGGCGAGAGAAGGACGAAGGGAGGCAGCCAGGGAGGGAGGGAGGCCAUAGAGAGAGGAAAAAGAGCACCCACAGGCCGAGGGAUCUUUUUGUAACGUGA